Striga hermonthica is the source of this 750-nucleotide messenger RNA. Lineage: Eukaryota; Viridiplantae; Streptophyta; Magnoliopsida; Lamiales; Orobanchaceae. The record is from the annotation of a GenBank genome assembly.
AUGGCCGUCUCCGCCGGAAGUUCGUACCUGCCGCCGGAUGCGUCGCCUUUCGAGCUCAAAGGCGAGGCCGACUUCGACCGAAUCGUCUCCCCAGAUGGACUGAUUUCGGUCUGCGGCUUCGGUUCUCUUCUCUCCGAAAGGAGUGCGAGGAGUACUUUUCCAGAUUUGAUAAACUUUCGAGUUGCGAAAUUGAAUGGUUUUCGCAGAGUGUUUGCUCAUGUUGCUCCGAUUUUCUUCGAACGGGGCAUAGCUAAGCCUGAAACAAAGGAAACUUCAAGCUUGAGCGUGGAACCCUGUGAAGGUGAAACUCUUGUAGUUACCACUUUUGAGAUACAAAGAUCAGAGAUACCCUCUUUCAUUGAGAGGGAGCAUGAGUUCCGGUUUUUAGCUGUGACUCCAGAAACAUUUAAUGGGCUGCUUUACACAACUCCAUCGGUACUAUGUGCACGCUAUAGUGAUGAGGAAUACUUCAUGAACAGAUGCGAAGGCAAUAAGGAGAUAUUCUUUCAACGGUACGGGCGGUAUGGCAUUGACAAGAUUUGGUUGGAUGAUAUCUUACCCUGUCGCGUUUAUCUUCGCCAUUGCGUGUUGGCAGCAAAAAAUCUAAGUGAAGCAGCGUACGAAAACUUCUUAGAUCAUACAUUUCUUGGCGACCGUAAAACAACCAUCCGCGAGUACUUAGCAACAUCAGGCUCGGGCAUAAUGGAGGAUGAGCCUCCCGAGCAGCUAAAGCAUCGUUAUGGUGGUUAA